This is a messenger RNA of Caenorhabditis angaria, 1853 nucleotides long. The record is from the annotation of a GenBank genome assembly. Lineage: Eukaryota; Metazoa; Nematoda; Chromadorea; Rhabditida; Rhabditidae.
AUGAUAAUUGGAAAGAAGGAAGAAUAUAUAAAUACACCGGAAUUGUUAACAUUAUUCAGAGACAAAGAUGGAAAUAAAUUUUAUUGCGGUGAGUUGAGCUGUCAUUUCAAACAUUGAGUUUUGGUUUUCUUUUUUUCGUGAGCAAAAACUGUCAAUUUGUCCUGAACAGAACGAAUUGAAAAGUUUAGUUUAGAUCUCAAUUUUUCUAUUCCGAAUACAUGUAUAUUUUAAGAAACUAAUUGUCCUUUUAAUAUGAUGGCUGGAUGUGAUUUCAAUUCGACAGAUUGCACAAUGAGUUUUGAAUGCGACGAUCAUUUUCUCGGUGGUAUAAACAUCUCAAGUUAUCAACAAAAAAUCAAUGUUUUCAGUUAAAUCAAAAUUAUGUUCUCCUCCACUCCCAUAUUUGACAUACAAUAAUUAUUAUUUGAAUUUUGAAAGAAGUACAAUUGGUAAACAUCGAAUUGAAAAUCCACCAUUCAAAGCAGUGGGUUCAGAUUAUGGAAUCGAAUGUAAUGAUGGAAAAAAAUGUCCGUCAGAUUUGUAUUGUAGUGAAAUUUAUCACAUGGGAAUGGCUCAGAAAUAUCCAAAUGUGUCAUUUUGUGUUGAAUGUGAGUGUUUGUGAGAUAAACUUCAGUGACAUAUGUUCAGGGUUUAGGCGUCUAAUUAGAUGCUAAUUUUUUUCAAAUUUUAUCAGUUUUUUUUGUUCAGAUCCAACAAAAGGGGCACAACUUUUUGGAAAAAUGAAGACGUGUGCAAAAGAUGGAGACUGUGAAAAUAGAGGGACAUGUAAUUUGAAGAAUUUGAUCAUGAAUGAUCCAUUGCAGAAAGGAUUUUGUGAGCACAAAAAAAUUUGUGUAAUUGGAAAACCCUUUGGUGGCAUAAUUUGUGGAAGCGGACAACGAUGCCCUGGAAAUGCUUGGUGUGAUCUUGAUAAGAAAGUUUGUUGUUCAGGUUGGUUGGAAAACGGAAAAUUGUAUUUAAAAAAUUUAAAAAAAAGAAUAUUUUUGAAAAAUAUUUCGAUUUGAAAUUCGGAUCAGGAAUAUAUUUUCCUAGAAUUUUUCUCACAAGGAAUGAUCGAGGAACUGCCUAUUUUUCACUAGAAAUUUUCCCGAUUUUCAGGAACUCGGGAAAUAAAUUUUUAAUCAAAAAAUCGUUGGAAUGCUAACUUGAAACUUCUAAUGUUUCUGUUUUCAGAAGACCCAACAGAAAUAACAGAGCUCCAUUAUUGUCCAGAUGGUGUGACACCAAUUCAACAAGAACCGAAUUGUAGUAAGGUUAAUGAAGUUAACCGAUGUCUGAAAACAGUUGAUGGAAGAUUGAGAGCAAAAGAGGGAAUUUGUUGGUCGGGAAGAUGCUGUCCAAAUUGUGAGUUUUUUACUUCUUGAUGGAACUGUGCUAUUUGUGAAAUUAGGUUCAUUUAGUUGUCAUAUCUAGAAUUCACUUUUUUUGGUGUUUUUGAAACCAAUUUCUUCUAGUGAAAAAAAGGAGAUCGGGAUAAAUAUGAAAUUGGUGAUUAUUCGUAUGAAUCUAACAUGAUGUGUGAUCCUCUUCAACCACUUCCAUUGAAAUAUGUUUAUAAAUGGUGUGAUUCGACGACUAAAAAAAUAUUCACAGUUGGAGUUUUGGAUGACUUCAAUGUGAAACUUCGAACAACUCGAUGGAAUUGUAAAACAAAAGCGGAUUGUAAAGGAAAAAAUGAUAUUUGUUUGAAUAUUUCGAAAAAACGAAGAGUUUGCUAUAAAUCACCGAUUAAUCGAACUCAGAAUCAAAUUCGUUUUCGAUUUUAUCUCCGAUUUCUAGUUCCGAUUGCGGUUAUUAUUGGAUUGGCAAUUGCGGCUGAAUAUUAUUUCUGA